AUGACGGAGCAGCAAACCAUCUUGCAACAUCCUACCACAAUGGACAAGAUCGAUCGGAACAAACCGAAGACUUUCGCUUUCGAUCACUGCUUUUAUUCCCUGGAUCCUGGAGCGGACAAUUUUGCGAGUCAAGAGAUUGUUUUCGACGCCCUGGGUCGUGAUAUUUUGGACAAUGCAUUUCAGGGUUACAACGCCUGUAUAUUUGCCUACGGACAAACUGGUAUGGUAUUAAUUGUAGCAGUUACAUUUUGUAACAAUUGCUUUGGUUUAGCUGUUGUUCGCGGUACAAUUCAGGCCUUUAAAGCGUUGUUGCGAAGCGCGUGUUGGAAAGGAUGCGGUUCCGGGAAGUCUUAUACGAUGAUGGGCAGUGGUGACAACAAAGGCAUAAUACCACGGUUAUGUGACAAUCUCUUUGAUAUGAUAGCGAAGCAACAAAGUUCCGAGCUCUCGUACAAAGUCGAGGUCUCAUAUAUGGAGAUCUACAAUGAAAAAGUACACGAUCUUUUAGAUCCGAAGCCAAACAAGCAAUCGCUCAAAGUCAGAGAGCACAAUGUCUUGGGGCCGUACGUGGAUGGGCUAAGUCAACUAGCGGUUACUUCUUUCCAGGACAUCGACAAUCUCAUGGCGGAAGGCAACAAGUCGCGAACAGUCGCGGCGACAAAUAUGAAUUCCGAAAGCUCCCGUUCACAUGCUGUAUUCUCGGUAAUUCUCACGCAGACUCUAACGGACUCGAAAAGCGGAGUCAGCGGAGAAAAAGUCUCGCGAAUGAGCUUGGUGGAUUUAGCUGGGAGUGAAAGGGCUGUGAAAACUGGAGCAUUGGCGGAUCAAAAUUCCGGCAGCAACAAGAAGAAGGACAAUUUCGUACCCUAUAGAGAUUCUGUCCUUACGUGGCUCUUGAAAGAUAAUCUUGGCGGCAAUAGUAAAACUGUCAUGGUAGCCACAAUAUCACCGGCUGCCGACAAUUACGAGGAAACGCUAUCAACUCUUCGAUAUGCUGAUAGAGCGAAGAGGAUAGUCAAUCAUGCUGUAGUUAAUGAAGAUCCAAAUGCUAGAAUUAUUCGCGAACUCAGACAAGAAGUUGAAACCUUAAAGGAAAUGUUGUUACAUGCCACAGGAUCGAUUGUUGGCCAACAACGUACAGACAUUACAGAAAAACUGUCAGAAUCGGAACGAUUGAUGAAGGAAAUGUCACAGACGUGGGAAGAAAAGCUUGUGAAAACCGAGAGGCUGCAACACGAGAGGCAGCAGGCUUUAGAAAAGAUGGGAAUAAGCGUACAAGCGUCUGGUAUUCAAGUAGAAAAGAGCAAAUACUACCUGGUUAAUUUGAAUGAUGAUCCAAGUUUGAACGAGUUAUUGGUUUAUUAUCUCAAGGAAAGGACACUCGUAGGCGGACGUUCAGCCAAAAGGGAACAAGAUAUUCAAUUGCACGGUUUGGGUAUUUUACCAGAACAUUGUGUUAUCACGAUAGAAGAAUCAGGCCUGUAUAUGAUACCAUUAAAUGGUGCUCGAUGUUUCGUCAACGGUACACAAGUUGUAAACAAAACUCUGCUACAACAUGGCGAUAGAAUCGUUUGGGGAAAUCAUCAUUUCUUCAGAGUUAACUGUCCAAGAAGUGCUACAGCAAUCAAUAGCGAACCGCAAACUCCCGCUCAAAACAUCGACUACAAUUUUGCCAGAGAAGAGCUUAUGCUUAACGAACUGUCUAAUGAUCCGAUUCAAAGAGCUAUAGCGAGACUAGAGAAGCAACACGAAGAAGAUAAGCAGGUUGCGCUCGAGAAGCAGAGGCAGGAGUAUGAACGACAGUUUCAACAAUUACGCAAUAUACUAUCUCCGUCUACGCCGUAUUCGCCUUAUGUACCGUACGAUCCUCUAAGAGGUAGUCAAAGUGGAAAACUCCCGGCUUGCACACCAACGACGCAAAUGCGCGUUGAAAAGUGGGCUCAGGAACGAGACGAAAUGUUCAAGCGCAGUUUGGGCCAAUUGAAGACAGAUAUCCUAAAGGCUAAUGCAUUGGUACAAGAAGCUAAUGUUCUAGCGGAAGAGAUGGGCAAACAGACGAAAUUUAGCGUCACCCUACAGAUUCCUCCGAAUAAUCUAAGUCCGAAUAGGAAGAGUGUAUUCUUUCAGCGGGGCGCGUUUGUCAGUGAGCCUGCAAUUUUAGUGAAGAGGACAAAUAUGGGAAGUCAAGUUUGGUCCAUGGAAAAGCUAGAAAAUAAAUUAGUUGAUAUGCGAGACAUGUAUGAGGAAAGAAAAGAUCCUCACAAUUGUCAACGAUUACCUGUGAUUAAGGAUGAAGUACCAGGAAAAACACAAGACCCAUUUUAUGAAUCCCAAGAAAACCACAAUCUUAUCGGAGUUGCAAAUAUUUUCUUAGAAGUAUUAUUCCACGACGUACGAUUAGAUUAUCAUACUCCGAUUAUUAGUCAGCAAGGAGAAGUUGCUGGUCGAUUACAGGUCGAAAUAAGUCGUAUAUCUGGGCAAUUUCCUCAAGAUCGGAUUUGCGAGGCUGCUUCGGAGUCUUCCUCGGAUUCGACGUCCUCCGAAGCGGAGGAUUAUUCCGGAGGAUCUAGCCAUAUUACCUGUCGUGUGACGAUAAAGCAGGCCACUGGAUUACCACUCUCGUUAAGUCAUUUUGUGUUUUGUCAAUACAUGUUUUGGAAUCAUCCAGAACCGAUAGUGGUUCCGCCUAUGAUAAACGCGGAGCUGCCGAACUCGAAUUGCAUCACUGGUCAAAGGGAUUCCUUGACAUUUAAGUUUGAUGAUACAAAAGAUUUUACUGUACCCAUUACGGAAGAGUUUAUGGAACAUGCCGCUGAAGGAGCGUUGAGUAUAGAAGUAUGGGGUCAUCGCAGCGCAGGUUUUUCACGUAGUAAACCUGGAUGGGAAGUGGAACAGCAACAAUUAGCGAAAGCUAGAUCGCUCGCAGACCGAUGGUCUGAAUUAACGCGAAAAAUUGAAUUAUGGGUAGAGAUACAAGAACUAAACGAACAGGGAGAAUACUCACCCGUUGAAGUUGCAGUAAAACAAGACACAUGUACAGGUGGUAUUUAUCAACUUCGACAAGGCCAACAACGUCGAAUACAAGUUCGAGUGAAACCAGUACAAAAUUCCGGAACCUUACCGAUCAUCUGUCAAUCGAUAUUAAACAUAGCCGUUGGGAGUGUUUCAGUGCGAAACCGAUUGCAAAUUCCAUUAGAUAGUUAUCAAGACGAGGACUUGAGUAUAUUGAGAGACAAGUGGAGCGAUGCUCUAAUGAGAAGACGACAAUAUCUUGAUCAACAAAUUCAGAAACUUAUCAAUAAGCAAGAUAAAACGGAACAAGAUAUGGAGCGAGAACAAAGUCUUGUGGAUCAAUGGGUCAGUCUCACAGAGGAACGAAACGCUGUUCUGGUUCCCGCGGCGGGUUCAGGUAUUCCCGGUGCUCCUGCCGACUGGAUUCCUCCUGCAGGGAUGGAGCCACACAUUCCUGUAUUAUUUCUUGAUCUCAAUGCCGAUGAUCUCUCAACGCAUCAGUCGGGAGAGGAAGUAUCAGUGACAGGAUUAAAUUCAAUCCUACCUAAAGAACAUGGUAACAAAUUCUAUAAUCUACCUAUUAUUCGACAUUUAGAAAAAGAUGUAUGUGCCAUUGCCGCUUGGGAUUCUAGUAUACACGACAACGUACAUCUCAAUAGAGUAACUGAUACCGCGAAUGAAAGAGUGUUUUUAAUCUUGAAAACUACUGUUCGCCUGUCGCAUCCAGCACCAAUGGAUCUUGUGCUGCGUAAAAGAUUAGCUUUAAACAUAUACAAAAGGCAAAGCAUUACAGAUAGAAUCUUCAAGAGAAUUGUUCGUAAUGAUUGCUUGGCGCAAACUGGUGUCACUUACGAGGUAGUCUCAAACAUACCAAAGGCAAGCGAAGAGCUGGAAGAUCGUGAGAGUUUGGCACAGAUUGCUGCUAGCGGAGAAGAUAAUAGUUUAUGUGACGGAGAAACUUACAUAGAAAAAUAUACUCGUGGUGUAUCCGCGGUUGAAAGUAUAUUAACAUUAGACCGAUUACGACAAAGUGUCGCUAUAAAAGAAUUGUUGCAAGCACAGGGACAACCACUGAUGCGUAAGACUGCAAGUGUUCCGAACUUCUCUCAGAUUAUGAGAUUCGAUAUGUCAAUGGAUUCAUUAAAUGUUACUCGUUCGGAAAGUGUAACAGAUCUCAAUAUGGAAAAUGGUCUUCCGCAUCCGCGACGUGCAUCAACAGGUCAUGCAAGAAAUGAUGAAAACUUUAUAUCUGUACCGCCAAAACCAUUUGGAAUUGCGAGACCAACUUUCCUGAAUCUGAACCUGAAUCUCAACUCAUUGACACGUCUUCAACAAUCUACCUCUGCCAAGUCAUCUCCGAAUAUGGUUAGCAGUAAACUGGGUCCUCGUAUGACCACAUUACACGAAGAAACUUCAAAUAUGGGAAAUCAAGCGUGUACUCCUAUCAAUGAUGACGAUGAGGAGAAGAGCGACGCCGAUUAUUCUGAAUAUGAGGCAUAUCAGGCUCCUCCGAAACCGGUAAAACCACUAACUUCUUCACGCACGUUGGAUUCUCUGGUCGAACUACAAUCGACGAAGAUCAAUACGCCAAGUAUGAGUAGUAGCGGGUACGGUUCUCAGGCUGUUUCCACGACAAACCUGACGUCGGAAGAUUCCAUUUCUAUCAAGUCCAUCAGCGUGGAUGAGACUCCAGACCUCGAAUAUCGUAAUCUUCUCGAUAGUAAGAAACCUGAAAAAAUGGACAGUUCCCUCGUCGAAGAAACGCCCGAAGAAUACUUGAGCGAAAUAAACUCUACAUUGGAUAACUUGAACAUCUCGCAAAGCGCUCGCGCAGAAGAACAUACUAAAAAAAAUUUGGAAGAAAUAGGAACAUAUAUAGAUACCGAUAUCGAUAGUCCAGUUUCUUCUACAAGGAGUGAAAGCGAAACCAACAGCAACAUGUUUCACGUCGAAACUCAAAGAAAAAGUACGCCCAAUCAAAUUCUCAGUGAUAGAAAAAACGAGAUGGAAGUCAGUCAGAUGUCCAAUUCGGGAGACGAUAGUCCCAUGGAGGGAACUUCAAUCGUACAUACCAAACUGCCCCCUGGCAAGGUCGUGCGAAGAAGAAAGACUUCUAAUGGUUCAGGAAGGCCUACCAGUUCGCAGCAUAGAGCUUCAUUUCCUAUGGUCCGUCCACAACUUUCUGAGAGUAAGGCUGCAGUACAUUUGGAGCAAACGCUACAACCUACUAUGCCGUAUGAAAAUGGCGACAAUAGCUCUUCGGAGAGAAUUGACGCAGAUGACAUUAGCGAUAAAAGUUCAGCGUUUGGUUCAAGGCACGAUUUAACUCGAGUGGAAACUCCCCUACCAGACUGGAUCGUCGUUGGAGAAUCAGUUUUGGUUCGCCCUUAUAGUUAUUCCGGAGUUAUAGCAUACGUUGGUCCUACAGAGUUUGCAUCGGGAAUCUGGAUAGGAGUUGAACUCGAUGCUCCGACUGGCAAAAACGAUGGUGCUGUCAAUGGCCAUAGGUAUUUCACAUGUCGACCCAAAUGUGGUAUAUUCGUUAAAAUGGAUAAGUUAAUUCAAGACAGACGAGGAAGAGCGCUUAGAAGUUACACCAAACAAGAAUCGACACCAGCACCAUCUACAUCAAUGCGCAGGAGUAUUAGCAAGGGCGAAGGAUUACAUUCCUUGCACCGAAGUCGCAGUCGAGGGGAAGGUCUCUCUACUACAGGUACACGUUCUUUUCCACGCGGCAAGUAAACGGAUCACACACUGCUUCACCAUUACUUCGUGUUAAUAAAAGCCACAACAUAAAUAUACUAAUUGCUACAUGCCUAUAUGAUAUAUGUAGCAGCAAUGUUUCAGUCCUUUAGACAUUAGGGCAGCUAUUGAUUAUUGAAAUUACUUAUACAGUAAUAUUUCAAAUAUUAAAUCAUUAAUGUGUACUACACACGAAGCAUGGGAUAUUUUCAACUCGUCAUGUCCUAUGAGUAGCGUAUCCAUUUCGCUACUUGACUAGGGGAUAGGGAAGUAGGGAAAGGGAGGGAGUAGUAUAAUUGACCCGUGCAUAAUUGUCGCCAUGUAUCGAAAGUCAGUUGCGACGUUUAUUGACUAACGAGCAUUCCACAAGUUUACUUUAAUGACUGGUAUUACGAACCAUUUAUAUUUUAUGCCAGAGGAAGGCAAUAUAUCUUGCGAUUUAAUUGUACAUUCUAAACUAAUCAAAAGUCAGCAGAACAUCUUUCCUUUAUUCUUGAUAUGUCACUCUAAAAUACACAAUAACUACAAUUUGAUGUACAUAUUCCACCUAAUAAUAUUUUGUAUUUGUGAAAUCGGUCUGUGUCGACACAAUAGACGCGAUAAUAAUAAUAUACCGAUUAAAUCUUGGCGUUUUUACAAAUCAUUGGACGAUACACUUUCCAAAAUUACCAUAUGGUAAUUUAUAGGUCGGAAAAGUGCCCAAUGAAAGGACAAAUGUCGGAAAGCAUUUUGCAUACAUAUAUAUUUUACCGUUAUGUAGAUUAUUUAAAGAUUUUAUAUGUAUACAAUUGUUUCGUAUAUUGUAUUUUUUUAGCGCGAUUCGUUAAGUUCCUUUUUAUUGUAACAUACAUCUCUUGUCACCGUUAUCCCAUCACGUGAACAUGACACAUCUUAUUUAUAUAUAUUACAUUCUAACUGCAUAUUGCAUUUUUGGAAAUUGCAAACUGAUUCUUAAAUGUCCUUAUUAAUUGAUUUAAGAGCAAAUUGCAAAUCCAAAGAUACAAUAACUACUAAAGUUGCAAUAUUAAGUUCAUAGAUUUAAGUAGAAACUAAAUAAAUGAGCUUGUUUCAUUGUAUCAGUUGCAUAUAAUGCUAUAUUCAUCCAGACUUUUUAUGACUUGGGCUAUUUCACGUUAUUUCCCUUUAUUUACGCCAGCAUAAACGUUGAAGCGAAUGAUUAAUAUAUAUAUUUCAUAUCUUGUAACAUGAUUUGUUCGUUAAUGAAUUUUUCCCAUUUUGAGUAUUAAAUUUGGUUUCAUUUAAAAAAAAAACCCAUUACGUCGCGUCUUGCGUGAAAUCAAACGGCGGAAACUAAUUAAUUCAUGAAAUAUAGAUUGUGCCGUAAAGGAAUAUGAAAAAGACAAAAAGUAAGCAAUUAACAUUUAAGAUAACUCAUACAUUUGCCCAAAUUGUGAAAACAGCUCCUGUCCAAU
Trachymyrmex septentrionalis is the source of this 7187-nucleotide messenger RNA. It is a transcript of the gene Khc-73, whose product is annotated as kinesin-like protein KIF13B. Gene Ontology annotation, biological process: microtubule-based movement; cytoskeleton-dependent intracellular transport. The record is from RefSeq and is a predicted model, not a curated record. The transcript is spliced from 27 exons. Gene Ontology annotation, cellular component: microtubule; kinesin complex. Bases 1 to 5754 code for a protein of 1917 amino acids. Lineage: Eukaryota; Metazoa; Arthropoda; Insecta; Hymenoptera; Formicidae. Gene Ontology annotation, molecular function: microtubule binding; ATP hydrolysis activity; microtubule motor activity.